Messenger RNA from Fragaria vesca subsp. vesca, 1306 nucleotides. RefSeq lists its product as uncharacterized. Gene Ontology annotation, molecular function: acyltransferase activity, transferring groups other than amino-acyl groups. The transcript is spliced from 3 exons. The coding region runs from base 31 to 1293 and encodes 420 amino acids. The record is from RefSeq and is a predicted model, not a curated record. Lineage: Eukaryota; Viridiplantae; Streptophyta; Magnoliopsida; Rosales; Rosaceae.
AGUUUCCGGCUGAGUUCAGUGAUCAGAAACAUGGUAGCAGAUUUAAACCUCUUUAAUAUAACAGUGAGGGAGUUCGACCCGAACAAGGACUGUUCUGGCAUCGAAGACGUCGAGAGGCGGUGUGAUGUUGGCCCCAGCGGCGAGGUCUCUCUCUUCACGGACCUCCUCGGCGACCCGAUUUGCCGAGUCCGAAACUCUCCUGCCUUUCUCAUGCUGGUGGCUGAGCUGGGCGAGGAGAAAGAGAUAGUGGGGAUGGUAAGAGGCUGCAUCAAAACCGUUACAUGCGGCAAGAAGCACUCCAGAAAUAGUAAAAACGUUACAGUUAGCCACCGCAAUAAUAAUGAUGGUGACGAUAAUAUCAUCAAACCUGUCCCUGUUUACACCAAGCUCGCUUACAUCUUAGGCCUUCGCGUGUCUCCCUCUCACAGGAGGAUGGGAAUAGGGUUGAAGCUAGUGAAGAGAAUGGAGGAGUGGUUCGCUGAAAACGGCGCCGAGUACUCUUACAUGGCCACCGAUAACGAUAACCAAGCUUCCGUUAAGCUCUUCACCGGAAAAUGCGGCUACGCCAAGUUCCGUACGCCGUCCAUUCUCGUCAACCCGGUGUUCGCUCACCGUGUCAAGGUCACCAGACUCGUGACAAUCAUCAAGCUCACUCCCUCCGAGGCCGAGAAGCUCUACCGCCGCCGAUUCUCCACCACCGAGUUUUUCCCGCGCGACAUUGACUCCGUCCUCAACAACACCCUUAGCCUCGGGACAUUUCUAGCCGUCCCACAUGGCGCGUUCUCGGGGAAGUCGUGGCCGGGGUCGGACCAGUUCCUGGCCGACCCGCCCGAGUCUUGGGCCGUGAUCAGCGUCUGGAACUGUAACGACGUGUUCAAGCUCGAGGUGCGAGGCGCGUCGCGCGUGAAGCGGACGUUCGCGAAGACGACUCGGAUCGUGGACCGGGCGCUCCCUUGGCUGAACAUCCCUUCGGUUCCGGAGCUCUUCCGCCCUUUCGGGGCGCACUUUCUCUACGGUCUCGGCGGCGUAGGCCCACGCGCGGUAAAGUUUUUAAAGGCGCUUUGCGACCACGCGCACAACUUGGCCAAAGAAAGCGGGUGCGGGGUGGUGGCUACGGAGGUUUCGAACCACGAACCGCUUAAGGCGGGAAUUCCACACUGGAAGAGACUAUCGUGCGCCGAGGAUCUAUGGUGCAUCAAGCGGCUCGGGGAAGACUACAGCGAUGGCUCUGUCGGUGACUGGACCAAGUCGCCACCUGGCAUGUCCAUUUUUGUCGACCCCAGAGAGAUCUAGUGUUUACGUAAAG